AGAACGUGGUGUUUAUGGCUGUUUAAGACUGAAGACAGAAAAGAAAAGCAAAAGAUCCGUAGCGUCUUCCCCUCAGCAUGUCUCACCGGAGCUUUGCUUUCACUCCAACAGCUCUGCGCUCUUUGGAGCAGGAAAGGGACUUUCUGGAGAGACAGAGGCAUCAGAGGAAGCUCAUUGAACCAACUGUCAAUGGUUACCUGCUGAGGAAGGAAGCUCGGGAAAGAGCCACACUUUCCAGGAAGAACCAGGAGGUACCAUCUGUGCCAUUGUUGUGCCGUGAUUUGGUGGUGCAGAACGCACUCUAUACAGGAGACGUUGAGGCUGUGAAGACACUAUUUCCCAAAGGGUCACCGGAUAAACUGGUCAUCAAACCUGAGGGAGGGGCUAUGCGCUGGGUCGCCGAUGGGAAAGUGAGAGGACUCUGGUCUCUGACCUACGAGCAGGAGCUGACCACACCUCUGCACAUCACAGCAGGCAGAGGCUUCACUGAUUGCCUGAAGCAUCUGCUACUGAGAGGGGCCAGUGUAGAUUUUGCCCCUGGAGGCACCACUGCCUUGCACGAGGCAUGCCUGGAGUGUCAGCCAGAAUGCGUUAAGCUGCUACUACAGUACGGUGCCAACGCCAACGCUGUCAACGAGGAUGGACUGAUGCCCCUGCAUGUCUGCACUGAGCCAGAGUCACUGGAGUGUGCCAAGCAUGUCAUCCAGUUUGGUGCAGCCAUAAACAGCCGCAGCUUGGAUGAAAAUGACACAGCGUUGCAUGUAGCGGCACGUCACGGUCUUCUGGCCCACGUGGAUCUGUACCUGCGUCAUGGUGCAGCAGUGGAGUGGCAGAAUGAUGAAGGACAAACGCCACUGAACGCUGCAUGCUCACAGCCGCAUGAGCAUGCUGCUCUGGAGCGCUAUGCCCAAGUGUGCCAGCGGCUGGUGGAGGCUGGGGCAGAUGUGUGCACAGGUGACGCUGACAAGCACACACCUCUGCACAUGGCGUGCAAAAAUGCCAACCCUGGGAUAGUGGAGCUACUGCUGCGGAAUGGUGCCCUUGUCAAUGUCAUGGAUUACGGAGGCGAGGCACCCAUGCAUAAUAUCCUCAAAAUGGUGGCCUAUAAGUUGGAGCAUGAGCCUGAGCGGAUUGUGCAGGAGUUGCUGAACUAUGGAUCAAUCAGGGUGUGGCCAGGAGCUCUGGUAAAGGUUCUGAGGUACUGCUGUAUGUCACCACGUACAAUAGAAGUGCUGCUGAACGCAUAUAGCCAUCUCAAAGUCAAUGAUCAAUGGGUGGAGGCCGUUCCUCCAGAGGUGAUCCAGGAACAUCACGACUUUUACGAGUCCGUGUUCGCCCUCGCCAAUACUCCUCGCUCUCUACAGCAUUUGGCUCGCCACAGGUUACGCACCUAUCUCGAAGGCCGUGUGCACAAAGUGGUGCCUAAAUUAUGCCUGCCCACGUUUCUGAAGGACUACCUGAUGUUGAAGUUUCGAGGCUUUGUCCACUAAGUUCUCACCGAACCAGAAGUCUACCAUCACCUUGACAGUCGACAUGGUACAAGUGGAAAGGUGUUGGACUAAUGCUGCGUAAAACUAUUAAAGGUGGAGUACGAGAUUUUGGAAUGACGGUUCCCGCAAGCCAUAUUUUGAAAAGAAACCCUCGCCAUGCUCCCACCCCCAGCGUCUCCACCCCUCCUCCCCCUCCCCCCGCGUCUCCACCCCCCUCCCUACCCACGCCUCCAAAGCAUGUUGCCAAAACCAUGUUUAUGUGAACAUAAUGGUACUUACAGGUCAGAGCCUGAGAGUGAAUCCGAACGAAUAGUGGAUACGGGAGGAGGAGGUGGUUUCAAAAACCCAUGCUUCAUUGGUGUCGAACUGGCUUGUGCCAUGCCUUCAUAACUAAGAAAACAAUAAAUAAGAGUUAUCGUUUGUGCCACAUACAGCUAAGCUAACAAAUCGUUUCUAUGCAUGAAAUAAAUACCGUGGAAAAACUACCAUCAAGGACGUAAUACGACUAUACGCAUUAGUAUAACAAUCCGUGUCAGCUAACUUUGCAAAUCAUGCUAACUUAGCAAAACCUACAUUGUGUAUCCGUUGCUUCGAAAUGGCUGGAGUGGUCCCUGUGCAUACUGUACGCGCAAAGGUAGGGGCGGUGAGGGUUGGGGGAGGUUUGGGGUCGCGGGCUUCAGUCUG
Molecule: messenger RNA, 2174 nt
Organism: Neoarius graeffei (lesser salmon catfish)
Lineage: Eukaryota; Metazoa; Chordata; Actinopteri; Siluriformes; Ariidae
Gene: asb10
Product: ankyrin repeat and SOCS box containing 10
Exons: 5
Coding region: 78-1490 (470 amino acids)
Biological process (GO): neuronal action potential; negative regulation of delayed rectifier potassium channel activity; intracellular signal transduction
Cellular component (GO): axon initial segment; synapse; membrane
Molecular function (GO): transmembrane transporter binding
Source: RefSeq, a predicted model, not a curated record